AUCAACAUGUUACAUGACAACAUAUUGUUAUUAACUUCAUACUAGAACUAGAUUAUUAUAUAUUUGUUACUAAACAGUCAUGUCCAUAACUUGGCUACAAAUUACAAUAGUCUACUACUUAAACUAUACCUAUGUAAAUUGGUAAAUUAAUAAAUAAUAUUAAUUGUAAUGAAAAUUAAACUUAAUCAAAACGUGUAUAAGUGGUAAAUGGUAAUAGUGUCAUUUAACAUACCUUUCCUUAUUAAUUAUAGAUUAAAUGGUAUGAAAGUUUCAUACCAUAUAAUCUAUCGUACUUCAAAGUGUCCAAUUUUUCAGUGAAAUGAUACUAGACAAAAACAAACUGAGAGAAACGAAUACAAAUGAGCUAAGAGUGAAUAAGCUGGCCAUUAUGUCGUUAAUAAACAAACCAGCUUGUUUGACCAUAAAUAAUAAUUAUGUGACAGAGAUUUCUGAUCCUCCAAACGGGAGGAAGGAAAACUCAGAAUACAAAAUUGACCAGAUAAGAACAGAUCAGAAUAAAAAUAGCGCCAAGGACUUGAAUCUUUUGGAGUCGUUGCGCAAAUCAAUAAGUCUCGGUAAAGUAAUACAAGACAAACCGAGACCUACGAAUACGAACGAGUGGUUGAAUCCUCCCACGACGUCAAUAACAAAUGAAUGUACUUGCUCUGUGUAUAUGCGGGUAUCAAAUACGAGGAAGGAAAACUUAAAAAACGAAUUAGACCAGAAAAUAAAACUAUGGAACAGUGAUCGUCGUGCAAUGAUACAAGACAAGCCGGGACAAGCGAAUGAAGAAGGACCCAGAUCGAAACCUGCUACGAAAUCAAUGGAACAGCCUACAGUUUGUUCGACCAUAAAUAAUGUUUCUGUGCCUGUGGUGGAUUCAACCACGAACAUGGAAAAUUCAGCAAUGGAGGAACGGAUAAGAAAACUUCGUCAUAGAUUAGAUUUUCCAAACAAGCCAAGAGAGAAUCUCGAGCAGAUGUCAAUGAAAAAAGCAGCACCUUGUUCAAUCAAAAAGUAUGUAUCUGUUCCAGAUGUUUCUAAUCCAAACUGGAGGAUGGAAUACUUAGAACGCGAUACACUUAGGAUUGUAAAAAAUGAUGUUAUGUGUGUAAACAAUGUGGAUCAAUUCCUUAAAACUUUAUUUCGAUAAAUUACAUUUACAAAAUUAUGUUA
This is a messenger RNA of Acyrthosiphon pisum (pea aphid), 1176 nucleotides long. RefSeq lists its product as uncharacterized. The record is from RefSeq and is a predicted model, not a curated record. Bases 320 to 1153 code for a protein of 277 amino acids. The transcript is spliced from 5 exons. NCBI's taxonomy places the organism in Eukaryota, Metazoa, Arthropoda, Insecta, Hemiptera, Aphididae.